GGAAAGCUCUUUUAGUGUUUUCUUAGCCUUUUCGGUUUGUGUAAAAAAAAAAGCCCACUUCUCUUUCGAGUUUGAAUAGCCUAUUUUCCCUCUGAAAGCUCCUUAUGAAAAAAGGCUGCAAGAGCACCAAAUGUUCGUGAAAAUGCCAACGAGAAACCCCUUCGUUGGCAUCGAGCAACCCAAGAGUCUCCGCAGAUCUCAGAGAUUUCUCAACCAUAAGACCACCACAGAACCACAGAGAGACACCACUCUACGAAAGUCCCCUAGACUCCACCCGAAGAAUACAACCUCAGAACCCGAAGAUCGGAAAACCCCCAAAUCUAAGUCCAAAAACCACAGGGCACGCUCUCCUGGUCCUCUUCUCAGCUCAGCGCAAGAUAAAAAGGAUUGCCCAGGAAAGGAUUCAAAGAAAACGAGCAAAUCUGAUAUCGGGACUAGAAAUGUCGCCAAUUUAUGUUCUGGGUCGAGAAGAUCUCCAAGGUUGAACAAUGGGGUCGAGGGGUCUCGGAGUCUCAGACGGUCCCCGAGAUUUUCUAAUCAGCAAAAAUUCGUCGAGGAGUGUACAGAUUACGCCGAGAAAGUUUCCGAAAAGACGAGGAAAUCUGACAUUGGGUUGAGUAGUGGAGGUCUAAGUUUUGGGUCGAGCAAGUCUCCAAGUUCGAAUUGUAGUAUUGAGGGAGUUGAAGGCCUUAGACGAUCCCAGAGGGUUUCUAAUCAGCGAAAUGUUGUUGAUAAACAUGUCGAGAAGAGUGGCAGCGCUAAGUCUUCGGAUAAAGUGGAUUUAACAGAUGUUGGGAAAGCUGAAUACAUUGUGGGGAAACGUGAAAGACAGACAAAGGGGAGUUCUAUUGGUCCUGAAGCGUUUAUGGUGAAAGGAAAAGAGAGGAAGGCUAAGGAGAUUGGGGUGGAGAAGAAGAGAAAGCGAGACGAGGAAGAUAGUGGGCUUAGUAAGGGGUGGACAAAGGAACAAGAAUUGGCAUUGCAGAGAGCUUAUUUUGCUGCCAAGCCGACACCCCAUUUCUGGAAGAAGGUUUCCAAACUGGUGCCUGGAAAGUCUAAACAGGAGUGCUUUGAUAAAGUUCACUCUGAAAAUUUAACCCCCCUUCAACCUCGGCCUCGAUCAAGGUCUAAGAAAGCAAAGUCUUCUCCCCUUCAACAUGUUUCACUUUCCGCAAGUAGAUUGCUUAAGCCAAGGAUUAAAAUGUUGAGAUGCAAGAAACAGAGGACUCAUCUUGCACAGAAAACAGUGAGACACUUGUUACAAAAGCAUAAUCAUGUGGACCAAGAAUAUGAAGCGGAUCUAUUUUCAGUACUUGAACCAAAUAUGGAUCCAUCUGCCCAAGCUUUUCAGCCGGGUGUUAUACUUUCCACCCCAAAGCGGUUGCAGGAAGAACAAGGAUUUCUUCAGAAGCCCCGUGAGAGAUCUUCUUCAAGCCGUAAAAAAUCCCUUUCAAGAUUUAGUGGCUCGUCUCUGACGUCUCUUGUUAGCCCCCCAGUACUGAAGCAGGUAAAAAAUAGGGUCUUACAUGAGAAGUAUAUUGACCAAUUGCAUUGUAGGGAAGCCAAAAGAAGAGUGGCAUCAGCACGGGCAGAAAAAUCCUUCGUUGUUAAAGAGGAUACAAAAGAUCAUGUUCAGAAGAUUGAUGUGGUUAAAGCAGCAAAGAAUGCGCUGGAAUCUGAAGCGAGAUGUGUUAUCAGUCAGUAUCAACUUUUGCAGGCCAAUGCCCUGAGCAACUCUGAUUUUAACGAUGAUGAUGGCGUUGACAGCAAUGAUCAUGAUGAUAGUGAUGAUGGAAUUUAGUCCCUUUGCUUCACUGAAAGUUUUCAAGAUCAAAUUGAGAUGUAAUUUUCUUCAUAUUGCUAAAUGCUAAUUGAAGCUGCCAUAUGGCAUAUGCGGCUGCUGACUUUGAGU
This is a messenger RNA of Alnus glutinosa, 1912 nucleotides long. RefSeq lists its product as uncharacterized. Lineage: Eukaryota; Viridiplantae; Streptophyta; Magnoliopsida; Fagales; Betulaceae. The transcript is spliced from 2 exons. Bases 131 to 1801 code for a protein of 556 amino acids. The record is from RefSeq and is a predicted model, not a curated record.